CUCUAAAUUUUCUUGAUAACCAAACAAAUCAUAACAAGUUUGAGGUUUUUCUUUUGACGAAUCUUAUAAUUUGCCUUUUUUUCUAUUUUCCUUUUGAUAUGAUUAGAGAGAAAAAAUAUUUUUCAGUGGUGUUAGAUUCAUUGAACCAGGACAGCAUUUGGUUUCUUGCAUCUUGUUCCUCUUGAAGGUGAAUUAGGUGUUCUUUUCUAGCAUGGCUAAUUCUAAUGCUGACGCAGAAGAAAAAAAAGAGAUGGACAUAAGGAGUUUCUCUUCGUCACAACACAACCAAACACCCUAUAUUCACAAGGUUGGAGUCCCUCCAAAACAGGGCAUAUUCAAAGAGUUUAAGACUACUGUGAAGGAAACGUUCUUCGCAGAUGAUCCACUACGUCCUUUCAAGGAUCAACCGAGGUCUAGGAAGGUUGUACUUGGUUUACAGGCCAUAUUUCCGAUACUAGAUUGGGGUAGAAGCUAUAACUUAAGAAAAUUCAGAGGUGACCUUAUCUCUGGUCUCACCAUUGCAAGCCUUUGUAUUCCUCAGGACAUUGGCUACUCAAAGCUUGCAAAUUUAGCUCCUCAGUAUGGAUUAUACUCCAGCUUUGUACCACCUCUAGUUUACGCCUUCAUGGGCAGUUCAAGAGAUAUAGCCAUAGGGCCUGUGGCUGUUGUGUCACUCUUGCUAGGAACUCUGCUCCGGAAUGAAAUUGAUCCGAGUAAACAUCCAGAUGAGUAUCUGAGGCUUGCUUUCACAGCAACCUUUUUUGCUGGCAUUACUCAGGCUACUCUUGGGAUCCUAAGAUUGGGCUUCUUGAUAGACUUUUUAUCUCAUGCUGCUGUUGUUGGAUUCAUGGGUGGUGCUGCCAUCACAAUUGCCCUUCAGCAGCUUAAAGGUUUUUUGGGCAUUAAGAAGUUUACUAAGAAAACAGAUAUCAUUUCUGUGAUGAAGUCAGUCUUUCAUUCGGUAGAACAUGAAUGGAAUUGGCAGACAAUACUCAUCGGAGCUACCUUUUUAACUUUCCUUUUGUUCGCGAAGUACAUUGGAAAGAAGAAUAAAAAGCUGUUUUGGGUACCUGCAAUUGCUCCUUUGAUUUCUGUCAUUCUUUCGACUUUUUUUGUCUACAUUACUCAUGCUGAUAAGAAGGGAGUUGCCAUUGUAGGACCAAUAGAGAAGGGAAUCAAUCCUCCAUCUGUCGAUAAAAUAUAUUUCAGUGGUGACUAUCUCAUAAAAGGGAUUAGGACUGGUAUUGUAGCUGGCGUGAUUGCAUUGACAGAAGCUGUUGCAAUUGGAAGAACUUUUGCUUCAAUGAAGGACUACCAGUUGGAUGGAAACAAAGAGAUGGUAGCACUUGGAACUAUGAACAUCGUUGGCUCGAUGACAUCCUGUUAUGUAGCUACAGGUUCCUUUUCUCGAUCAGCAGUAAACUACAUGGCUGGCUGCCAAACUGCAUUUUCCAACAUUGUCAUGUCUGUUGUCGUGUUCCUAACUUUGGAGUUCAUAACCCCUCUUUUUAAGUUUACUCCGAAUGCAAUCCUUGCUGCCAUCAUUAUCUCAGCUGUACUCGGCUUAAUUGACUAUGAAGCAGCAAUUUUGAUCUGGAAAAUCGAUAAAUUUGACUUUGUUGCUUGCAUUGGAGCAUUUUUUGGCGUGGUUUUUGCCUCUGUUGAGAUUGGUCUUUUGAUCGCGGUAACAAUAUCAUUUGCUAAGAUUCUCCUCCAAGUCACGAGGCCACGAACAGCUACUCUAGGUAGGAUACCGCGGACAAAUGUAUAUAGAAACACUCAACAAUACCCCGAGGCAACCAAAGUUCCUGGUGUAUUGAUAGUUAGAGUUGAUUCUGCUAUAUACUUUUCAAACUCUAACUAUAUAAAGGAAAGGAUAUUGAGAUGGCUAAUGGAUGAGGAAGAACAACGAAAAGCAGCUAGUGAUCCUAAAAUUCAAUUCUUGAUCGUUGAGAUGUCACCUGUUACUGAUAUUGACACCAGUGGCAUCCAUGCCUUGGAAGAGUUGCAUAGAAGCCUAAAAAAGAGAAAUGUUCAGCUUGUUCUGUCGAACCCCGGGAGAGUUGUGAUUGACAAGCUACAUGCAUCCAAAUUUCCAGAUCAAAUUGGUGAGGACAAGAUUUUUCUCACAGUUGCUGAUGCUGUGCUAACAUGUUCAUUAAAAUUGCCUGAAGAAGUUUAAUAUUGUAAACAAAAUUU
Molecule: messenger RNA, 2199 nt
Organism: Solanum verrucosum
Lineage: Eukaryota; Viridiplantae; Streptophyta; Magnoliopsida; Solanales; Solanaceae
Product: sulfate transporter 1.2
Biological process (GO): transmembrane transport
Cellular component (GO): membrane
Molecular function (GO): secondary active sulfate transmembrane transporter activity
Source: RefSeq, a predicted model, not a curated record